Molecule: messenger RNA, 1975 nt
Organism: Trichoplusia ni (cabbage looper)
Lineage: Eukaryota; Metazoa; Arthropoda; Insecta; Lepidoptera; Noctuidae
Exons: 9
Coding region: 600-1718 (372 amino acids)
Source: RefSeq, a predicted model, not a curated record
ACAUUUUCAAUCUAGAGGAAAAAAAUAACUGAAACUCAAAUAAAAAUCACUAAUUAAGUCAAGAGACUCGUAUCCAACUCCGCUUUCCAAAUUUCAUUGACCACCUAUCACUGAAGGCUAAAAAAACCGAGUAGAAACGGUCAAGCUACUUAUUAAGAAUCAAAAAAGAUAUCGUAGCACGUUUGCAUCCGGGCGCUAGACCGAGCAAUGCAGCGUCCGCGCUCAGUUGUUCGCGGGAUCUCACCACGCUUGCUCGUCUACACGUCUACGACGGCUACGCCGUAGCGAGCGCCCGGCUACGAACCAUACAAGUGUUCAUUGAACUAGCAUCUUAUCGAAAAAGUGUUUCGACUAUAGCGUGUACAACUAGAUGUGUUAUUAAAAUUGUGUUUACGUAAACUAAAGUUAAUUGGAUUAUUUAUACCAGAGAAUGUGUUAUGGUCUCUUCAAAUUAUGGGAAGACUUUAGAAGAAAACCACUUUUGGUGGUAAGUUAAUUUAGCUGUGACAAAGAGAGGAGCACAAUAUUUGAGCAGUCUGUUUAAAAAUGAAGGAGAGCAUAGGGAAGGCGCGCAAGAGCCGUCAGGAGGCGGUCGUGACAUGACGUGUGGCCGACACAACGCUCGCACCAACAUGGCUUCUCAGCUGGCAGCAAUCAUACUGUGGCUCGGAGGAAGCGUGUUAGGUCUGCGUGACAUCCAGCUAAGUGUGCCGGAGGCCGUGGGCGUCGGCGCCAGCGCCACGCUCGGCUGUCGCUGGGCGCUGGACGUGGGCGAGGCGCUUUACACCGUCAAGUGGUACCACGGUGCCCAGGAGUUCUUCCGCUUCGUACCCAAAGAACUGCCCAACACGCGAGUCUUCUCACAAACAGGCAUCAGUGUUGAUGUGUCGAGGUCUGGCGCGCAGCAGGUGGUGCUGCGGGGCGUGUCGCGAGGACUCAGCGGCCGCUACCGGUGCGAGGUGUCCGCCGACGCGCCCUUCUUCCACACCGUCUACAAGAGCGCGUUCAUGAGAGUCGUGGAGUUGCCGGAGAUGGGGCCCAGUGUGCGGGCUCAGAAGAGCUGGUACUCUAUCGGUGACAUGCUGCGAGCGAACUGCACGUCACCGCCCGCUGACCCACCAGCCAACCUCACGUGGCUACUCAACGGACAGGAGGUGAAAGGCUUGGAUAUCCCACUGCACGACACGUCAUACGCGCGAAGAAAACCUGUGAUAACCGACUCGUCGCUCGAAGAUGCAAAUAGAAUUAUAUUCAGUCCGUGGGACGCAAUCUCGGGGUACGAGGAACCCGUGACCGACAAUGUAAUAGACAUUCCCGGCAAUAUCGGCGGAGAAGUGGGCAUUCCCCGCACUGAUAGCAAUCGGAAAAACAAGGAGGAGAGCACCACCCGCCUUGCACCCAGACUAGAGCAAAUAGCAAAUAAAUUGAACAUUAGUACUGAGGAAGAGAAAUCCAAUAAAUCAUCGUCGUUCAGCCAGCUUGUUAUAAGAGUACAGUCAGUACACUUUCGCAAAGGGCGGGUGAACGUGACGUGUGUGGCGCACGUGCUGUCCGUGUGGUCGAACAGCGGCGUGCUCAUACUCGACGAGGAGAGGCCGCAGAUAGCCCCAGUUAUGGGCAGCCGGGACUCCAACUCAGGGCUGCGUCGGUCGACGUCGCACAUCGGAGUGCUGGCGAUAUUCAACUGUUUGUUGUACAGAUACUGGACUGUCCGAUGAUCAGAAGACUAAGGAAAUAUGAACUUGUCAUUUUCUCAUCUAAAAUCAGUGUUAGACUUUAGUGAUUGAAAAAUUACAUGAAAAUGAUGCAGGUAACAUUAUUUUAUCGACAACGUGAGUUGAACGUAGUGAAUUUUAUACUUGUAAAUAAUUAAUUAGUCUUGUAUCUAGUACUUUUAAGAUGAUAGUGAUGUUUCGCUUCGACGAACCUUAUGUACGUAACUGUUAUUUAAAAAUAAGAACUUUAAAAUAAAGGA